Molecule: messenger RNA, 984 nt
Organism: Ophidiomyces ophidiicola
Lineage: Eukaryota; Fungi; Ascomycota; Eurotiomycetes; Onygenales; Onygenaceae
Exons: 4
Coding region: 1-984 (327 amino acids)
Source: RefSeq, a predicted model, not a curated record
AUGCCCCCACCUUACAACAGCAACACCACUACGCCGGAGCUUGUUUCUGACUACGCGUCGUUAAUUAAGGGAAAAGUGAUUCUAACAACGGGCGUCUCUUCAGGAAGUCUGGGUGGAUUUUUUGUAGCGUCAAUUGCUGCUGCGGACCCAGCAUGUCUCAUUCUUGCUGCCCGCGAUUCGAAAAAGCUGACUCGGUUGGCUACAGAAAUUACUACCACCUACCCAGCUGUCAAGGUGCGGACGCUGGAAAUCGACUUAAGCUCGCUGACAAGUGUGCGAGCUGCGGCUGCUGAACUUAAUGGGUGGGAUGACCUUCCCGCCAUCGACGUGCUUGUUAACAAUGCCGGAAUCAUGGCAGUGGAGUAUCAACUUUCACCAGAGGGAUUCGAAUCCCAGCUGGCUACGAACCAUUUGGGCCCGUUCCUCUUUACGAACCUGAUCAUGGAGAAAAUCGUAGCUGCCUACCAUCCUCGCAUUGUGGUUGUCAGUAGUGAUGGCCAUCGCUUCAACCCUUUCCGGUUUGAUGAUUAUAAUUUUGACCAUGGAAAAGAAUAUAACAAAUGGCAUGCUUAUGGGCAGAGCAAAACUGCCAAUAUCCUCUUCGCUAUUUCACUAGCUCAGAAACUUGGCUUAAAACAUAAACUACUAGCAUUCAGUCUUCACCCAGGUGUUAUAUUGACUAAUUUGGGCAGUCAUUUAGACUGGAAUGUGGAGCCAAACGAAAUCCGGAACAUAGACAGAUUUCUAGGUAAUGCUGAAGGAUGGAAAGGUGUCACUAUAAAAUCAUUGGAGCAAGGCUCGGCUACCCAUACCUAUGCCGCAUUUGACCCAAGCCUCAAGGCCAACAAUGGAGCCUACUUACUUGAUUGUCAUGUGGCAGACCCCUUAGAAGACACUGUCAGAUCUUGGGCUACCAGUAGCUUUGAAGCAGAGAGGCUAUGGAGACUGAGUGAGAAGCUGGUUGGGCAGGAGUUUUCAUAUUAG